Molecule: messenger RNA, 4402 nt
Organism: Homarus americanus (American lobster)
Lineage: Eukaryota; Metazoa; Arthropoda; Malacostraca; Decapoda; Nephropidae
Product: dnaJ homolog subfamily C member 1-like
Exons: 10
Coding region: 310-1848 (512 amino acids)
Cellular component (GO): endomembrane system
Source: RefSeq, a predicted model, not a curated record
UGAUGUGUGGCAGGACAGCUGACGAGGCAAGUGAGGUGUCAUAACUAGCUCACUGCACACUAAAGACCCCCCCCCCCAUACUAACUCUUCACACAUAUCAGAAAACAGGAAGAGAAAAUCAUCCAUGUAAAGUGAAGGUAUAGAGGAGGAGGGAAGACUGUGGUGGGUGUGUGUGUGUGUCUCGUCAUGGCUGGGGUUGGUUAACCUGCUGUAGUUUGACCGUAUGUGAGAACAAAACUCAAACUGUGGUUGCAGUAGUCAUCGUGUAAACUAUAUUUGAAGGACUGAGGAAGAAAAAGCAACAAGAAAAUGUUGGUGUGGUGUUAUAUAACGGCUGUGGUUGUGGUCCUGGCCCCUACAGUACAGUGCUGGGACGCCGAGGAGAUGGAGUUGUUUGAUGUGGUGGAGGAAGUCAAUCAAAAUUUUUAUGAAGUUCUUGGAAUAUCUCAGGAUGCUACCUUAGGUGAAGUAAAAAAAGCAUACCGAAGAUUAUCACUGCAGCUCCAUCCUGACAAGAAUGAUGCACCUGAUGCAGAGGAAAAAUUUAGACAGCUCGUGUCUAUCUAUGAUAUUCUGCGUGAUGAAGGACAGAGGGCGCGAUACAAUCAAGUGUUGGUGGAGGGAUUGCCCGAUUGGCGUUCACCCAUCUACUACUACCGAAGAGCUCGCAAAAUGUCCAUGUUGGAGAUCUCUGUCAUUCUUACUAUUGUUAUAUCCAUCACACAGUACUUGAUGGCAUGGGGAUCAUACAUAGACAGAAGACAUUGCUUGGAAGAAAGUUUGAUGAAGAAGUACAAGAUUAAGGACAGGAAGAAAAAGAAGGCAGAGGAUCUUGAAACUAUCUCUCUAAUGGAAGCAGCACUGGGCCAGAUCCCCAAACCUAGUUGGUGGAAUAUUCUGCCGGUACAGCUGGUGAGGCUAGUUGUGUUCCUGGUGACAGGCGGCCCAGGGCUCGUGCGGCAAAUCUUGGCCAGUAUCCAGGAGGAGCGUGAGAGAAAAUUACAGGAGAAGAAAGAUGAAGAGGAAGAGGAGAGAAGGCGCCAGGAAGAGGAGGAGAAACGUAGAGAGAAGAAGGCUAGUCGAAAAGAAGCAAGAAAGAGAGUUAAUGUCCUCCCUGACUUUUCUAAUGAGGAUUGUCUCUUGGAAGCUGUGGAUGGGCCAGAGUCUGAAGGACAGAGGGUGAAGCCUGUCACCCCUUCUGUUCCUGUUGUCACUGGUGGUCCAUGGACUGAUGAAGACUUCUGUGAACUUGCUCGUCUUAUGGCUAAGUUUCCAGGAGGCACUGUUGACCGCUGGGAGCGUAUUGCAGACAUGAUGGGACGAACUGUAUUUGAAGUCACAAAGAUGUCCAGUAAAGUGAAGGCUCGCUUAAUGCAGCGCUCGUCUGAGGUUGAGAGUGAAGAAAUUGUACCAGAAGUUAAGGUGAAAGUCAAAACUAGAGCAGAGAAGUCUGACCUGUCUGCUGGCUGUGAUGAAAUGUGGAACCCCAUACAACAGAAGGCCUUGGAAAAAGCAUUAAAGCAAAACCCAAAGGGCACUGACCAGCGCUGGGACAAGAUUUCUCGAGCUGUGCCGGAUAAGACUAAGGAGGAGUGCAUGUUGCGCUUCAAGUUCCUUGCUGAGAAAAUCCGCAAGAAGAAAGGGGAGGGAUCCGAGAAGCAGGACAGUGAGGAGCCGCAGGAGGGGCGACCACAAGAAGAGACAGAUGUGACUCUGGGUGGCUGUGACAGUAAAUCACUUGAGACAAAAGAGACUGGAGACAAAAUACAAAACCUUGAUCAUGGAUUUAAAGAAGAGGAUAAUUGUGACAGAGUCAGCCAGUUGCAGGGAAAUGAAUCUCAGGAUUAGUACUGAAGUUAUUAGAUCAACUUUCACAGGUGCUUUGUCCCAGCUCUUGAGAUAAACUAUUUUGAUAUUGGCAAAUCUAAUCAAUAAUGGUAUAAGGUAAAGCUAUCUUUACUAAUUCAGGGUCGGAUCCAGACCUCAAAUUUGACCGAUGUAGUUGGAAUUUUACACUUCAUUCCGUAAUGCCACGUUUAUAAUAACUAAUUAACUUAUAUUUACUUUGAUUAAUAUAUGUUUAGCCAGAUAUUUCAACCUAUAUUUUGUUAUAAAAUAAAAUGGAGUAAGACUGUAUAUACUGUACGUAUAGUUUUAUUGAUUUACACAAUACUGUUUAUAGCUUUGUACAGUAUGUAUACAAACAGACACUGACAUACAUCAAUAAGUAAUAAAUGUACAUAAGAUAAUUAUAAUAUGUCAUAAUUCUUUAUGAUAUCAACUAGUUCCAUCCUACAAGGAUGUACCUAAGCAAACUUGUUCACAAUGAUGUUCAAAUCAAGUUCCAUUGAAUAGUGAACAUCCAUGAGAGCAAGUCCAUUAAGAUGAUCAUUAUAUCCAGUUACUUGCAGGGCAGGAUUAACCUCAAGACUAAUGAGGCUGUACUUAAGCCCUCAUGAUAUUUAGGCUCUCAAGUUUAGGCCUUAAUUUGUAUUUCUUAAACUUAAAUCUUGUCACAAGUUAACAACUUAACAAAGUGGUUAAGUAAAUGACUUUUGUUAUGUUUAUUAAGGCUCUACAUUAUUAUAUACGAGAAUAAAUACCCUUUUUUUUUGCAUAUACGUAAUAUACAGUAUGGUAGUACUGAUCAUAUAUAGGCCUUUCCCUCUUAGGCCCCUCACAACCUUAAUCUGACCCUGACAUUGUCAAAGGUGACCACCGCGUGAUGCCUCAAGGGGGAAUCCCGGCUUGCGUUCAGGUGAUGUGAGUGUAACCCUGCCUGUGACAUUACCCCAACACCAGGCCCAGCUUCGAUUAUCCAGAAGCUGGUGAGCCAUGGAGGGAAAGAAUGAGAGAGAUCAUUUUACCAAUAGGUCAUUUAUUUGACUGCUGCAUAUGAUACCUUUGCAUUGGUCAGAAUUUUUUUGAGUGAUGUAAGUGCAUCAGCUUGGAUUCGGCCUUGUGAUUCAUCAUAAAUAUAAACAUUUAGUUUCAUUUUGUAAAACUUGAGUGAAGAUUGACCAUAUUACAUUUCCCUUCACUUUUAUUCUCGAGGAAGAAAGGUUUUCUUUUAUUCUAAAUGAAUAACCAAAUUUAUAUUGAUUCAGCAAGGUUAUAUUUGUCAUAUGGUCUCAUACGUGGUGAUCACUGGUCAUAUAGUGUACACUAGCAUUUGACCCUUAUUCGUAGUUGCCACAUUUUGUAGCAAGUCUCGGCUUUUGAUGGGUUGGGUAACAAAAAAUGUAAUUUAGGGUGAUGUGAAGUUGUGUAAGAAAGUGGAGAACAGUAAAUUGUGGUAUUUCCUAACAGCAGAGUUGCACAAAAGAAUUGUAGAUAUUAGGGUGCUUGAAAUGUUAAUUUUAAAUGCCUGAUGGAUGGAUGAUUGCUGAUGCCAGGCUCAGUUUAUAUCAUCAUUUUGCCUUGUACAGUACAAUGCAGUGCAGGAGAGUUCAGAGUGAAGUAUUAUCAGAAAAGGAUGUAAUGUAAUCAGUCUUCCUUCUGUCCUUCAAGCAAGAUUUGUAAUUUUAUAUAUAUAUAUAUAUAUAUAUAUAUAUAUAUAUAUAUAUAUAUAUAUAUAUAUAUAUAUAUAUAUAUAUAUAUAUAUAUAUAUAUAUAUAUAUAUAUAUAUAUAUAUAUAUGCUAAUAACCACUUUGACACAAUAUAUUAUUUUUAUUACUCUUAAGGACUGUCAUUUACCUUUGUAUACUUUAGCAGGAAAUAGAGGUUUCUUCCAGAUCUUUAUAGAAUUAUUUUUACUUGACACACAUUUGGAUCAUGUGUAUACUUACUCAGUUCAGUUGUGCUUGAUACCAUGGUCAGGGGCAUGUCUCCACAACUGAGGUAGUUAUCAAAUGUUGCCAGCUCUCCAGAUGACAUUCAUAUUUUUCAAAUAUUUUAAUUAUCUUAACGCUGGCAUGCAUUUGCUUUGUUAGAAUUUUAUGAAGGUGGUUUUUGCAAUUUAUUUUUCUGGAGGCUACUGCAACUCGGUGUAGAGUAUACAGUACAUGUCAGCUGAUGCAACCACUUUGCAUUGUGCUCCUUAAGGAUUUCAUCACUGAUUUUUUCCUUAAUUAUUUAUUUACCCAAUGCCUGUUUGUCUAAAUCUUCACCUGUUUGUGUGGCCAUUAUCAGUACUGAAUUGUGUGAAUUAUAGUUUUUUCUGAUUCAUCAUGAUUAACGUGCUGUAUUUCAAAACUCUUAGCCAUUGAUAAUGAUGUUCUUCAGAUAUUAUAUAAACUUGGCUCUCUUUUUCAAACAGUAACACGGAAAAUACUUUAGUUAUAUUAUGUAGUUAACUGCUAGUCAAGAAAGUUGAAUUUUGAUUGAAUAUUUUUUCAUGUGUAAUUUGUAAGUGAAUAGCCCAUUUGUUAGUACUUUGUUAAUAAAAAUAUGAAAACAAUA